This is a messenger RNA of Uncinocarpus reesii 1704, 384 nucleotides long. RefSeq lists its product as uncharacterized. The record is from RefSeq and is a predicted model, not a curated record. NCBI's taxonomy places the organism in Eukaryota, Fungi, Ascomycota, Eurotiomycetes, Onygenales, Onygenaceae. The transcript is spliced from 2 exons. The coding region runs from base 1 to 384 and encodes 127 amino acids.
AUGGCUGAAUUUCGAGAAUUAGAGGAAGAAACGCAGGACGUCGAAAGUCGAAACCCGCAGCAAAAAAAGUUCAUCGCUGAUCAACGGCCAAGAAAGGCUCCGGGCCAACUUAAAUCCAGCGCAAGGACAUCAAUCAGCAGCUCCUGCAACCGCGGUGGAAGAAUAAAGCAGCGAGCAGAGGUUCAAGGAAGACGCAGGAGCCUGGAACAUUUUAUCUCAAGAGAAGUUAUUUGCGGUGUGUAUCAAUUGGCGCAGGCUAAGAGUUUUUUCGCAACCGUUGCUCUGCGCAAGAAGUGGCGGGGAGUCAAGUUAACUAUCCAGUUCCGCAGCGCAAACCAGGUCUACAACAAACAGAGGGAAGGACGAGAAGGAACGCUGAUUUGA